AAACGAAGCGAACUACGCAACGCGUUGCAGUUCAAAAAAUAAAAUAUACGGAAAUUUCAAAAGCGAACUAUACGUGCGCACGUUACGGGGCAAAUAAAAAUUUAAGAGCGCAGUUAGUGCAAAAUAAACUUUAAGCAAAAUGGUGGUCAAUUUCAAAGUGUUUAAGAAAUGUUCACCGAACAAUAUGAUCACGCUCUAUAUGAAUAGGCGUGAGUUUGUGGAUUCGGUAACGCAAGUGGAACCCAUAGAUGGCAUUGUGGUGCUGGACGAUGAGUAUGUGCGUCAGAAUCGCAAGAUAUAUGUACAGCUGGUGUGCAACUUUCGCUAUGGACGCGAGGAUGAUGAAAUGAUUGGACUGCGUUUCCAAAAGGAAUUAACGCUGGUGUCGCAGCAAGUGUAUCCGGAGCUGAAGCAGGAUAUGCAGCUGAGCAAAAUGCAGGAGCGCCUGCUAAAGAAACUGGGCGCCAAUGCAUUUCCGUUUGUGAUGCAAAUGCCCACGAGCUCGCCCGCUUCGGUGGUGCUGCAGCAAAAGGCAAGCGAUGAAUCGCAGCCAUGUGGUGUGCAGUACUUUGUGAAGAUAUUUACGGGUGACAGCGACUGCGAUCGUUCGCAUCGUCGCAGCACCAUUAACUUGGGCAUACGCAAAGUGCAGUAUGCACCCACCAAGCAGGGCAUGCAGCCCUGCACAGUGGUGCGCAAGGACUUUUUGCUGUCACCCGGUGAGCUUGAGCUGGAGGUAACACUGGACAAGCAGCUGUAUCAUCAUGGCGAAAAGAUAUCGGUUAACAUUUGUGUGCGCAACAAUUCGAAUAAAGUGGUGAAGAAAGUCAAGGCGAUGGUGCAGCAAGGCGUCGAUGUGGUGCUGUUCCAGAACGGACAGUUCCGCAAUACCAUUGCGCAUAUGGAGACCAGCGAGGGCUGCCCUCUGAAUCCGGGCAGCAGUUUGCAGAAGGUUAUCUACUUGGUGCCCACACUCGUAUCCAAUUGCGAUCGCGCCGGCAUUGCCGUUGAGGGUGAUAUCAAACGCAAAGAGACUGCACUGGCCUCCACCACGCUCAUUGCCAGUCAGGAUGCUCGCGAUGCUUUUGGCAUUAUUGUUUCGUAUGCGGUCAAGGUUAAACUAUUUUUGGGCGCCUUGGGCGGCGAGCUGUGCGCUGAGUUGCCGUUUAUACUAAUGCAUCCCAAGCCCAGCCGCAAGGCUCAAUUGGAAGCUGAAGCCUCCGUUGAAGCCUAAUUAAUGAGCAACGAUUUACCUCAACGCAAUACAAAGUGCAUAUGUUAUACUUAAAACAAAUAUUAUAGCCAAAACUAAAGCUGAUGUUGCUGUAUAUUAAAAAUUGUUCUGAACUGCAGUCGUCGUCACUUAAUUUUAUUAAUAUGUGUGUAUGUGUAUUACAAAAAAACGCGCUAUCUAUUUAUGCUAACAGCAAAUAAUAAACAAAAAAAAUUUUAGCUACUGAA
Molecule: messenger RNA, 1461 nt
Organism: Drosophila busckii
Lineage: Eukaryota; Metazoa; Arthropoda; Insecta; Diptera; Drosophilidae
Gene: Arr1
Product: phosrestin-2
Exons: 4
Coding region: 140-1234 (364 amino acids)
Biological process (GO): G protein-coupled receptor internalization; signal transduction
Cellular component (GO): cytoplasm
Molecular function (GO): G protein-coupled receptor binding
Source: RefSeq, a predicted model, not a curated record